Molecule: messenger RNA, 1074 nt
Organism: Aspergillus puulaauensis
Lineage: Eukaryota; Fungi; Ascomycota; Eurotiomycetes; Eurotiales; Aspergillaceae
Product: putative integral membrane protein Pth11-like
Exons: 6
Coding region: 1-1074 (357 amino acids)
Source: RefSeq, a predicted model, not a curated record
AUGGCCGAAACCCAGGGCCCGACGGUCGUUGGGAUUUCAAUCGCAUUCGCGGUGAUUACCAUCUUUGUCAUUAUCUUGCGGUUGUUCGCUCGAAUCUAUGUCCUGAAGAAGAUGGGCGUGGACGACUAUCUCAUUAUCUUCGCAUGCUGCUUUUCGUGGGCGUUUUCCAUUGUCACAGCCAUUGCUGUCAAACACGGUCUUGGUAGUCAUAUCGAGGACGUUCCCACGUCAGACAUGAUUCCAUAUGCAUUCAACGUGUGGCUGAGCUCCAUGUUCUAUGUGGCCUGUCUCGGCUUCGUCAAAACCUCCGUCUGCUGGUUCUACACCCGCCUCGGGGAUAAAUACCUGACACGCAUGUCCUUCAUCAUGUUUGCCAUCGUCGCCUGCCAGGCCACGGCCAAUGUCCUCACAGCAGCAUUCCAGUGCCGGCCCAUUCCCGCAGCCUGGGACACCUCCAUCACGGACAGUUCCUGCGUCAACAUCAACGUCUUCUACCUCGCCAACGCAGCACUCAACAUCCUCACCGACCUCCUAACAUACACACUUCCCAUCCGGGUUAUCUUCAAACUGCAAAUGCCGCGCAAGCAGAAAGUCGCCCUCGUCCUCAUCCUCUCCCUCGGUCUCUUCGCCUGCGUCUCCUCCAUAAUCCGUAUAACCUAUAUCCCAGAAAUGCUCUCCUCGACCGACGCAACCUGGGCCAUCAGCGGCGCGAUGUACUGGUCCGCAAUCGAAAUCAAUAUUGGCAUCCUCGCGGCCUCCAUCCCGUCCUUCAAGGCCAUCGCCUCGCGCUUCCUCCCGCGUAUUAUCGGCGAGUAUGCCUCCUCCAAUAAGCUGUACGGGGCAUACGGGCAGCGCUCAGGGACUGGGUUCUCGAAGGUUCGGGAUCAGAGCCACGCUCGCUCGGGGACUGGGAUGCAGCCGCUCCGCAGUCAGGACCGGGAGCGGGAGCGUGAGAGGGGUGGGAUUGUUGGCACGGAUAUCCAUAGUCGGUUUGAUCGGACGAGUGAAGAGAGGAUCCUGGUUCCUGAUGGGAAGAUCUAUGCGCAUACCGAGAUUGAGGUGCGGCAGGAUUAG